AUGUCGAACGUUUCCACUCCAGUUGUACCGCCUGGAAUGGUGAAACCUGGGCCAGCUGAUUCCGUCAAAGGCGUUGCCCCCGGCCCGAGUGCGGCCUGGCAUGGGGCAGGUAACUUAAUUCAACCCGCCAGCAAAAUGCAAACCUCAUAUGCUAAUGCUAGCCAUUUGUCUACCGUCCCCUCCAUCAGCAAGCCAAUCGACGAUACUACACCGGCAGGUCCGGCCGUAUCCCAGGAUCAAAUAUAUGCGUGGGUCGCAGAGCUUGUGUAUGGGCCUAACCGAGAACAUGCGCUUCUUGAACUUGGCAAAAAACGAGAGCAGUGCGACAAUCUUGCCCUUAUUCUUUGGCAUUCGCAAGGUGUGGUAACUGUUCUUCUUCAGGAGAUUGUGUCAGUAUACCCGUUAUUAUCUCCUCCCCAACUGACUAUGGCAGCGUCAAACAAGCUUUGCAAUGCCCUCGCUUUAUUGCAGUGUAUCGCUAGCCAUGAUCUUACCCGCACUGCGUUUUUGAAGGCCCACCUACCGCUUUUUUUGUAUCCGUUUUUGAACACAACCUCUAAAGCAAGGGCGUUCGAGUUCUUGAGAUUGACAUCUCUUGGUGUUGUAGGGGCAUUGGUUAAAGACGACUCUACAGAUGUUGUGAACUUUCUUCUUUCUACGGAGAUCAUUCCUCUCUGCCUGCGUAUAAUUGAAACAGGCACAGAGCUGUCUAAAACAGUUGCUAUUUUUAUUGUCCAAAAAAUACUCGUUGACGAUAUUGGUCUCAAUUAUGUCUGCCAAACCUACGAGCGGUUCUAUGCUGUAAGUGCUGUACUCGCCAACGUUGUUCAGCAGUUACUCAGCGCUCAACCUACCUCUUCAAGAUUACUCAAGCACGUGGUGCAUUGUUACCUUCGCUUAAGUGACGACCCACGAGCUCGUGAAUCCCUCCGUCAGAUUCUUCCUGAACCACUAAGGGACGCUACGUUUUCGCUGGCAAUUCGAGGUGAUACUGCAACAAAGCGGGCGCUGUCUCAGUUGCUUGUGAACCUCAGUACAGCUUCAACCGAGUGA
Messenger RNA from Wickerhamiella sorbophila, 1053 nucleotides. Its product is annotated as Cell differentiation protein rcd1. The coding region runs from base 1 to 1053 and encodes 350 amino acids. Gene Ontology annotation, biological process: mRNA catabolic process; negative regulation of translation. The record is from RefSeq and is a predicted model, not a curated record. Gene Ontology annotation, cellular component: P-body; CCR4-NOT core complex; CCR4-NOT complex. NCBI's taxonomy places the organism in Eukaryota, Fungi, Ascomycota, Dipodascomycetes, Dipodascales, Trichomonascaceae. The transcript has a single exon.